AUGGCCCGCCAGGAAGCCGAUAUACAUUCGGAAUCGGUACCGGCCCCGGGGGCUCCUGCAGCCAGCAAUAUGGUCGAACUAAAUGGGCAUCUUUAUGACCCUUCAGGCAAAAUUUUCGUGGCAAAUGACGCGUCGGAGCAUCAUCGCUGUCGGCUUCAGCACCAGAUACUCAAGGACUGCCUCAAUGGGAAUCUCAUGGCCACGAAGCUUCCGCCCGACGUCGCGAUGAUUGUCGAUGUUGGCACCGGAAUUGGCCAGUGGGCCGCCGAGGUCGCUCAGCAGUAUCCGAAAGCCCAGGUCAUAGGCAUGGAUAUAUCCAAGGUCCAAGAUACGCCAGUUCCGGAUAACGUGUCGUUUGAGAUCCACGACGUCGAAGAUCCCUGGAACUGCGAGCCGAACUCGGUAGAUUUCGUUCACAUCCGGGACGUCACGGGCGGGAUCCACGAUUGGCUUGCGCUUGUGCGCCAGGCGUACAAGAGCCUCAAGCCGGGCGGCCAAUUGGAAAUGACCGAGACGCGGGCCAAGUUUUUCGACUUCGACGGUACUUUCGGCGAGACGGGGACCUUUUUCGUCGAAUUCGAAAAUAUUUACUUGGAGCUGGCCUCAAAGACGGGUAUGGACUGGGACCCGGUACCAAGCUCGCCGGACUGGCUGAACGAGGCCGGGUUUGAGAAGAUUGUUCAGCGGAGCGAGAUAAUGCCCAUCGGAUCGUGGCCGAAGGAUGCUAAGUUGAAGAAAAAGGCCAUGGAUUUCACAAACAUGUGGAAUGACGGUGGCUGGGAAACCAAGACGGCGAGGCUAUUUACGACUUGCGGGUGGGAGUUUUCGGAUUUCAGAUCCCUCCUCGACAGGGUUAAAAAAGAGACUGCCGAUAGUGGCGUCAAGGCAUAUGCGACCGUCGUAUUUACCACGGCAAGGAAGCCGAAGAGAUGA
Molecule: messenger RNA, 933 nt
Organism: Pseudomassariella vexata
Lineage: Eukaryota; Fungi; Ascomycota; Sordariomycetes; Amphisphaeriales; Pseudomassariaceae
Product: S-adenosyl-L-methionine-dependent methyltransferase
Exons: 3
Coding region: 1-933 (310 amino acids)
Molecular function (GO): methyltransferase activity
Source: RefSeq, a predicted model, not a curated record